CGACGCUAAUCAUUCAAUGCUGUCAUAGCUUUCUUUCAUACUGAACCGCGAAGAUCAUCACUUCAUACAAUUUCAAACAUUUAGUUAAGUUUUAAUACAUCUCUAAAAUGCAACGCGGAAGAGGUUCGGAAUAUAGAGGUGGUGGAGGAGAACGCGGAAGAAGUUCUGAAAAUAGAGGAGGAGACAGAGGUAGACGUGGCGGCGGUAAUGGUGGUGGUGGCGGCGGUUAUCGUGGCAACCGCGGUGGUGAUGGUGGCGGCGGCGGCGGUUAUCGUGGCAACCGCGGUGGUGGUGAUGGUGGCGGCAACCGUGGCUGGCAACCUCGCGGCGGCGGUGGUGGCCAACGUAGUGGACCACGCGGUGGUGGAGAACGUAGCACUGGCACGUAUCGUGGGCGCGGUGAUGGACUUGGCUGUUAUCCUGCCUCUGAAUCAUCUAGUUCUGGUGGUUUGCCAUCAACAGCAAGUUGGGGACGUUCUCAUCAGUCUGAUGAGUCCCUUUCUAGUGGAAUUAUGAGUGGUUCUUCCUGUUCAAACGUUGGUCAAAGUCGUGAUAACACUGAGGCAAAAACUAUUGCUGCAAUUGACCAAUUACGUGGAGGUGUGCGGGGUAAACGUGUUUUAACUGAAGUUAUACAACACACUCGACCAGUGUCGUGCGUAAAUAAGCAAGGUGCAGUUGGUCGUCCAGUUAUGGUUCAGACGAACUAUUUUCGUCUAUUAAAAACACCGGAAUGGGUUAUACAUCAGUACCGUGUUGAUUUUGCACCAGAAGUCGAUUUGUUACAUGUACGUCGUGGAAUGAUAGGACAGCAUAAAGAUUUGUUUGGAGGUUACGUUUUUGAUGGUACUUUGUUAUUUUCAACACAAAAUUUGAAAAGUAUAAUGGUAAAUGAUGUCCAUGAGAUACUAACAAAGGAUCGUGCAGAAAACACAGUACAAAUUAAAAUUAAACAUGUUGGCAUAGUAGAGUCGACUGACAUGCAACAGAUGCAAGUACUCAACUUGAUUUUACGUCGAUCUAUGGAAGGCUUGAAACUACAACAAUUGAAUCGAAAUUUCUUUGAUCCAGUAGCUAAAAUACGCAUUGAGAAUUUCCGUUUGGAAAUUUGGCCGGGAUACAUUACCUCUAUUCGUCAGCAUGAGCUGGAUGUACUGAUGUGUGCUGAAAUCGCACAUAAGGUUUUGCGCACUGAUACAAUUUACAACAUUUUGACUCAAUUAGUGAAAGAGUCAUCAGAUUAUCAGAACGCAUUUAAGGCCGAAGUAAUUGGCAUGGUAGUAAUUACUGAUUACAAUAACAAAACUUACCGUGUGAGUGAUGUAGAUUUCGGUAUGUCGCCCAGAUCCACUUUCAAACAAAAGGAAAAAGAUGUCACAUUCGCAGAUUACUACAAACAAGUAAGCAGAAAUUCUCUUAUAACAAAUAUAUAG
This is a messenger RNA of Teleopsis dalmanni, 1433 nucleotides long. RefSeq names its product protein aubergine-like. Gene Ontology annotation, biological process: regulatory ncRNA-mediated gene silencing. Bases 108 to 1433 code for a protein of 441 amino acids. Gene Ontology annotation, cellular component: P granule. Lineage: Eukaryota; Metazoa; Arthropoda; Insecta; Diptera; Diopsidae. The transcript is spliced from 7 exons. Gene Ontology annotation, molecular function: piRNA binding; protein binding. The record is from RefSeq and is a predicted model, not a curated record.